This is a messenger RNA of Guillardia theta CCMP2712, 3018 nucleotides long. RefSeq lists its product as hypothetical. The coding region runs from base 1 to 3018 and encodes 1005 amino acids. The record is from RefSeq and is a predicted model, not a curated record. NCBI's taxonomy places the organism in Eukaryota, Cryptophyceae, Pyrenomonadales, Geminigeraceae. The transcript is spliced from 13 exons.
AUGUGGACCAGAAGGAGAAGGGAGGCAGGAGUGCCAAAGGGCAGGCCAGGGGACGGGGACGGGGGAGGGGGAGGGGGGGCAGUAGGGGGAGGGGGAGGGGACGGAGCAAUGGAGAAAGCAAGGAGGAACAGGAAGAGGGCGAUAUCGCUGCCGGAGACCAGGGAGAAUCCGAAAUCGAAGGGAGUGCUGGAAAAGAGGAAGGGAGUGCUGGGAAAGAGGAAGGGAGUGCUGGAAAAGAGGAAGGGAGUGCUGGGAAAGAGGAAGGGAGUGCUGGGAAAGAGGAAGGGAGUGCUGGAAAAGAGGAAGGGAGUGCUGGAAAAGAGGAAGGGAGUGCUGGGAAAGAGGAAGGGAGUGCUGGAAAAGAGGAAGGGAGUGCUGGGAAAGAGGAAGGGAGUGCUGGGAAAGAGGAAGGGAGUGCUGGAAAAGAGGAAGGGAGUGCUGGGAAAGAGGAAGGGAGUGCUGGGAAAGAGGAAGGGAGUGCUGGGAAAGAGGAAGGGAGUGCUGGAAAAGAGGAAGGGAGUGCUGGGAAAGGGGAAGAGAAGAUAUCAGGGGACUUACAAGGCUCGGAAGCCAUGCAAGUUGACGUCACAGCGAUGGAGGAAGAAGCUGGGAGGGACAAAGAUCGAGGAUUCCGAUGAGGAGGCCAAGAAAGUUCAAAAGGGAACUGAGUACAAGGCAAACACGAAUGCGAAAGCGAAGAAGAGACCAAGAGGGAGGAGUAGCGAGAGGUUUACCAAGGGACCGCGCUCUAAGAGGGGGCCAAAAGUGGAAGAGAAGAAAAAGGCAAAAGAAGAACCAGCUGAAGACAAAGAUGAUGACCCUCCAAGUGUCACAGUGCUGAUUGCCGACCUGUCUGGAGAUCCACAGCCUGACAUGAAGGUUGAAGCAACUUUGACAGAAGCAAAGAACGCCAAGUCUUCUUUCAGCUUCAAGAUCAAAGUCUACAACAACGAAAGGAGCACGAUCAAAUUGAUCCAUGACUUCGAGGCUUUCGACAAUUCCGUACUGAAAGGAGCUACACUCACCACCAACGAUGGAUCGUUGCAGCUUGCGGCGAGGGUUGUCGAGGUGGACGCGGAGUGGCACCGCGAUCAGCCCUGGGCGGAAAAGUCAGAACACCUGAAUGCGUUGGUCCGGUGGAAAGUUGAUUUGGAUAAUGGAGGUCAGAUAUUUCACAACGGGAGGGUCUGGGGCUGGCUGCCCAAGGAGGAAUCCGAGUACAAGGGGGUUGAUACCGAGCAGCUGGAGCCGCUGUGGCGGAUAAAGUUCGACGACCACACGUGCGGUCAUGCCGACUUGGACCUGAAUGAGCUCACGGAGGCGAUGGAGAACUACAAGCAGUACGUAGAGAAUGGCGCGAGCGAAACGAAGGUGGUGGAGAAAGUUGGAGGCAAGAGGAGAGGACGGAAGGCGGGGUCGAAGAACGAAUCGAGCUCUCCAGCGAAUGCGAAAGGAGGGAGAAAAUCUCAUCGCGAAAGCAAGCAGUCGAGCAAGGAGGCAGCAGAAGACCUGGACGAUGUUCCGCUAGGAGAAAGAUUGAAGGCGCAGGAAGCAAACAGUUCUGCUGACCCUCCUCAGGGGAAGCAUGAUGAUGAUGAUGAUGAUGAUGAUGAUUAUGGGAAAGACAGGCGAAAGAAAAUACGACUUGACGAAGGUGGGAAGAAAGAAAAAGAGGGGAAGAAAUUGAAAACUGAGAACGCCAAGAAUUCUGAAAGAGGAAGACGGCUGGAGAAAGGUGCUGAACGUUCCGCUCGAGGCAGGAAAGGUCGGGACAAGGAGGGCAAGAAAGGGAAAGACGAGGAGGACGAGGAGGACGACGAGGAGCUUAUCGAUGUGUCGCAAAGGCCAAGACCUGAGACAAAGAGCGAGGCGUUGAAGGACAUCAAAGCGAGAGAAAGUGGCAAGAGGGCAAACGAGAGGGCAGGGAAAUCGGCGAAGAAAGAAGAAUCUGCGGCCGAGAGAUCAAAGGAUGUCAAGGUGAAGAUGGAAAGGACGGAUGAAGGAAAGGACGACAAGCGUGAAAACAAAGAAGGCAAACUCACGAAGAAACGAGAGGAUGUUGAGGAGAAGGAGGGGAGAAAGGAGAAGUCCACACAGAACCAAGACAAGUCUUGGAAGAUGGAAGGUAAAACUGUACAGAAAGAAGAAGGGCUGCUGAAGAACAAAGAAAAGCAUGGAGAGGGCAAAACAGGGAAGGAGGGAAAGCCUGAGAAGCAAGCGGACAGAGCAGUGAAGAAGGAGGAGAGAUCUGAGAGGAAAGAGGAAAAGCCCGUCAAGAAGGAGCAAGGCAAGGAAGGGAAGAGGGACGGUGAGUCAGGCAAAUCCAAGCCAGAUACAGCGAGCGAUCUUGCCAAGAGCAAGCAGCCGUCGAAGACCGCGAGCAGCUCGGACGGGAAGGGAGCGGAGGCUUCGAAGGAGAAGAAAGGUGAGAAGAGUCUGAAGGCCGAGGAGAAGCUCCCCAAGACCCUCCCCAAGGCCUCACCCAAGCUGGACGGCAAGUCUGAGGGAUCGACCACUCCCUCCUCGCAGGACGCGAAGUCGGUGAAACUCAAGGACGGGACGAGACCGGAAGGAGCGAAAGCGGAGAAACUUGAGAUUCCAACAGCAGCGACUGAGCCGGCAAGGAAACCUUCGACCCCUCUGCCUCUGCCUGUGUUACCUCUACCCGAAGUGAAGGUAGGCGAUGACGGUGGUCAUGCUGCUGCUGCCGCUGCUGCUGCUGCUGAUGAUGAUGAUGAUAAUAACGUUGUUGUUGUUGUUGUUGUUGUUGUUGUUGUUGUUGUUGUUGUUGUUGAUGAUGAUGAUGAUGAUGAUGAUGAUGAUGAUGAUGAUGAUGAUGACGACGACGACGACGACGUUGUUGAUGUUGAUGAUGAUGAUGAUGAUGAUGAUGAUGAUGAUGAUGAUGAUGAUGAUGAUGAUGAUGAUGAUGAUGAUGAUGAUGAUUUCGACGACGACGAUAACGAUUACGACAACGACGACGAUGAUGAUAAUGAUGAUGAGGAAGAGCGGGCAUAG